Molecule: messenger RNA, 570 nt
Organism: Bipolaris oryzae ATCC 44560
Lineage: Eukaryota; Fungi; Ascomycota; Dothideomycetes; Pleosporales; Pleosporaceae
Exons: 2
Coding region: 1-570 (189 amino acids)
Source: RefSeq, a predicted model, not a curated record
AUGCAAUUCACUACCACUUCCGCUAUUACUCUCCUCGCAUUUGCAUCCUCGGCAGCUGCAUCUCCUCUUGCAGCUCGUCAGGAUGCGCUGCAAGAUUGGCAGGUAACAGACCUCGCAGUUUCCGUGCCCAUGGGUCGCCCAGGAAGCUAUCCUUGGGGCACUCUCAAGGCGAAUAUAACCGACCCGAAUGCGAUCAACCUUGGUACUUCGAGCGAUGGCAGCCAGAUGAUAGUGCCUGCUGGAAGCAAGGGGGUGAAUUGCGAGGCCAAAUGGUAUAUCAAUGGCGAUUCCCCAAUCGGCCGCGCAUGGCCUUGCGACGCAACCUCAAAUGGCUACUGGUUUAUGCACGUGUACGAAGGUACAAAUGGCUUCUCAUCUAGCAAUUUCGACCUCAAGUUUACACGCGUCGCGGAGAAGAUUCAUCUGGAUACUCAGUACAAGGCGACCUUCGAGGCGAAGGGGCAUUUCGAUAGCCGAGGAGGUCUUGGUGGUGUUUGCAGUGCGGGUGAGUGUAAUUGGGGGCUUCUACAGUCGAAGAAACCUUUCAAGAUUACACCCUCGAAGGUCUGA